Messenger RNA from Cyclospora cayetanensis, 2952 nucleotides. RefSeq lists its product as uncharacterized. Bases 1 to 2952 code for a protein of 983 amino acids. The transcript is spliced from 6 exons. The record is from RefSeq and is a predicted model, not a curated record. NCBI's taxonomy places the organism in Eukaryota, Apicomplexa, Conoidasida, Eucoccidiorida, Eimeriidae.
AUGUACACAGAGGAGGCCCCUACCAGGGGCCCCCUGCAAUCUGUCUGCCCUAAAUAUAGAUUAGGAGGCAGCGGUUCACGGAUCUCAGCUUUCGAACAGACCGGAGAUGCCCCCAUAUUUAGCAGCACCCAUAGGGCGACAGGGAUAGGCACCUCCUUUCUUGGGCUCCAAGGGUCAGUGGAGCCCCAGCGACACCGCGGCAGCUCAAGGGCAGCAGGAAAUAGAGGGACAGCCAGGAAAGGCAUUUUUAGCAGCGGCCGCGUGUUCUGCCCUGAGCCUAUUAUGUGUAGGGAAUCAAGAUCUAUUCGGAGAGCACCCGAAGGCUUGAGGCCGCCAAUCCUAGGUUCCGUCUCGCGUCCUAGAAGCAGCAGCAACAGUGGAGGAGUGUCUGAAAAAAGAUGGCGCCAGAGUAGCCACAAGAAGGUGGCUGCUGAUGCCAAGCAGCAACCUACUAGCAGUAAUCAGGCUCUGCUUCCAAAUGAGGAUAACACAUCGCACGGUGGCAGCAUAAGCUCGCCCGUUGAAGAAAGAAGAGCACGGAGGUCUCUCCGCUUGGGGACGCCCCUCAGGGAGCAAACUCUACAACACAGCGCUCAUAUGGUGGAAGCAGGCACCUGCUGGACAGCAAAAGGAAACAGGAGCGACAGAGCCACAAAAAGGGCUGGCAGCACUGCUGCAACACGAGCACACAAGGACCAAAACAAAGAGUGGCCACAGGUAAGGCCACACAAAGAGAAACUCCUGAGAGAUGACAGGGCCCUCUCCUCGUCCAAAUUACAGUGCCGUGCGGGCACCACUGCUGCAAGCCCAGCAACAGCAGCAUCACCAACAGCUACAAGAAACUGCCAGCAUAAACAAAAGCAGCGCCCGAAGGAGCAAGUGCUACACCAACAGCGGGGCACGAUCGCCUCCUCUCGUCCUUCAGCCUCCACUGAGGGGCCAAAACCUGAUCAUAGGUUGCCCAUGGGGAGUGACGGGGCCGAACACCCCUCAGAACGGCAUCAUGCUGCUCGCAGAGGCCUUUGCGACACUUCUGGGGGCACAGCAAGUAGCUGUUCGCCUAGAGCGGGAACAGAAACGGCAGCUACAGUUGCUGCUGCUGAAGAUGCCCCUCUGUGGCCACCUAGUUACACAGCUAGCGGAGGCACCAUACCCCGCGGAACGGUUGUUGAGGGAUCCCCAGACGUGAGUAAGCCUGCAGAGCCUUGUAAGCCCUCUUCAUCCCAUGUUUCUGAGCAGCAAAAUCAGUAUCUUGCUGUUCUUACACGGCACCGACAGCAGCACCCGCCAGAACGACCAGGUAGCGCUACUCCACAGCUCGACGGAAAAGCCCCUUCUAAAAAGUCUCUUCAAUGUGGCGAAGUACACGCAAAAAGAGAUCAUGCUACCCCAGCGAUGCAGACCCAGAAAAACGAGUGCGCGCAAGAGCACGAGGAGUCCCAGGAGCUUGUCCUUAUGAUGAAACGGGCUGUUUUGGCCUGCAGCUGCACAGCUGAGGAACGGCAGCAGCUACAGCACCUGUUGCAGCGCCUAGAGAAGCUUCAUGGGCAUUCACAGAAUCAACAAGAAGGGCACUCUGAGAAUAUGGCUGGAAGUGGGCCUUCUCCUAUGCCUUCAAUAAUCCCUGCUGUGCGCUACAAAGGGGAACCCAAGACACAAGGUCCCUGUACGCUCCAAGGAACACAUGGGGAAACAGCGGCCCCCCAUUCGCCUUCUCAAGAAAAGCAUUUGAUUAGCGUGGCGAUUCACGGAGCUCCUCAGACGCAGGACGGGCCACCAAGAGGGCAGAGCCACCCUGCAGCGAUUGCGCAGCAGCACGGACUCCCUAGCGAAGAGUGGGCAUCAAAAGAGCCAGUUGGCUCACACCUGACGCCUGUGAGCAGUCCUGCUGCAUCAGGGCCUGCUGGUUGCCAAUGUCUCUCUCAAACUCCUGCAGCUCGAGCAUGGGUAUCCGCUAGAGUAUCAAACCUGAAUGCGGCCUCAGCCCCUUUUCAAAGCGGGGCAUCGCAUGCCCCGCCUCUGAGGCACGCUGCAACAGUAGCCAACUGUUCGUGGCACCAGUGGCCCCACACAUUUCCUGCCGUCUGUCCUUCAAACUCGUGUUGCUGCCUUGAUAAGCAACUGGGGGGAGCAGCCACAGUGUCACAGUCGGUUCUCUGGGGGCCAGUGCCGUGUGCGUUGCGGUGUUAUAAGAAGCCCGCCUUCCUCAAGCCUCCGCAAAUGCAGGGGCCAGCAAAUGCACAAACUGAUGAGGGGUCGAAAGGACUCCCUGAAAAUCACCGGAGAGCCAGCGGUGAUUUUCAGCGCGUUGGCUGCCGGUGGUCUCCUAGCCCAGUAGUGCAGCAGAAGCAGGAGGAGCAGCGACAGCGACGGGAACUCCUGCGUCGACGUGCUAGCACAAAUGACUUGCCACGCCUGGCAUGCCCACCCUCCACGGCAGCAAACCCACCGCACUACUACAGCACUAGCGGCGGUAGUAAGACGCAUGUGGUUGGGUCCUUGGGGCAACGGAUUGCGGCAAUUGCUGCACCUGUGAAGGAAAUGCUUAAUCGUAGCACGCAGUAUGAGACUCUGACGUCGUCCUUACCGCACCCUGUUAGAGGCUGCCAAAAAAUAGAUGUUGCUGUCUCUGCAGGCGAAGCCCGCGUCAGAGCUGGAGAUGCUGCAGCAGUGGGAGCUGCUGCCAGGGCAGGAAGUGGCUGCAGGCCUGCCAGAAGGGCCAGCAGCAGCAGUAAACGCAGCAACAGUAGCCGCAGUACUGGUGACAGCGCCAGGUUCGGGGACCACUUCAAUCGCAACCUCAGCGGCGGAGCUUCCCUCGUGCCACCGUCACUGAUAACAUCUAGCCCACCAAGUAAGAAUUUGAGCUCUACACCCAGAAAUCUCAGAUCCUCUACUCUACAUCCGAUGCCGGCUCUCCCCUUGAAGCAGCUCGACCCAGCGGCCUCCUAA